GCAUGCCGGGCUGGAGGCGGACAGCUGUCCUCCGUUUGUGGAGGACCGACGUCAGUGUUUGUGUGCUGGUCUGGGGAAGAUGGCGGAGGCUGCGGCUGUUCCCCCGCAUCGAUUUUUCUGUCACUGUUGUAAAGGAGAAGUAAACCCCAAACUCCCGGAGUACAUCUGUCCAAGAUGUGAUUCAGGGUUCAUAGAGGAAGUAACAGAAGACUCCAGUCUCCUAGAGGGUGGCGCUAACGGGAUAGAUGACACAGCCGCACAGUUUGCAGAGCUAUGGCACCUAUUGUUACUGGAGCGGCCAUUUACAACAGACAGUGACACCCCUGACUCAGAACCUCGGCUCCCUGGAGGACGCCUGGGAAGUCUCAGCGAUCUGGGGGGGUUAGGAGGGGGACCAAUUGGGGGGUCAGUCCCAGCAGGCCUAGGGGGACCCAUGGGGGGUCUACUAGGAGCUGGAGAACAUUGGGGGCCAGGACGCCCCCCUCGCCUGCACAGCCAGAGGAGAUACCGGUCCAGAGGCAGCAGCAGGCCAGACCGCUCGCCUGCUGUGGAAGGGAUUGUGCAACAGUUUCUUGCUGGCCUCUUUGCCAACUCUGGAGUCCCUGGCUCACCUCCGCUCUCAUGGACGGGGAUGCUGCACUCUAACCCAGGGGAUUACGCCUGGGGACAGGGAGGGUUAGACGCCGUGAUAACGCAGUUACUAGGUCAGCUGGAAAACACAGGACCUCCUCCAGCAGAGAAAGAGAAGAUCUCUUCUCUCCCAACUGUCAAUAUCUCUCAGGAACAAGCAGACUGCUGUAUGGAAUGUCCGGUGUGCAAAGAGGAUUUCUCUGUUGGAGAGCCGGUCAGACAGCUACCCUGUAACCACUUCUUUCAUUCAGACUGUAUAGUACCAUGGCUGGAAAUGCAUGACACAUGUCCAGUGUGUAGGAAGAGUUUGAAUGGAGAAGACAGCAGCAGCGAGCCCCCAUCACAGUCCCCCUCCCUCUCUAUGGACCCUCGCACACAGGAGAGAUGGUCCUUCUGAGACACCCACCUGUCUCAUCCCUUGGUUCUCCACGCCUACAUUCUACAACACACCGAGAAGACAAAAACGCUUCUCACUUUCCGCUCUUCAUCUCUGUUGCAGUCAUAAUCAUCUCAGUCUGAUUUUUUUUUCUUUUGUAUUUUUAUUUUCUAUUUCAAUGCCUUUCUCCUCAACCAUGUACACAGUUACCUGAACAGACGUCUUAACAGUCCAUUGAGGUCUGCUAGAUCUUUUUUUUUUUGCCUAAUAACAAACCAGCCUAGAUUGAUGAUGAUCAAGCCCAUGUCUUCUGUACUUCCACCUCACCAGCAAACUCCUUUUCCAUCUUUCUUGAAACGCACUGUUGAAAUACACUCUUGUGGGGAAAUGCCAGACUUUAUAUCAAAUACCAUUCCCUCUUUACUCACCCGAUGAUUCGCUGAAACCUGCAACUGAGCCCUGUACGGCAUAUGGGAAUACAGUAGGGGUUAAUUUCACUUUUGGCAUUUACAGAGCCUGGACCCAACAACAUGAACACCUAUAGCCCUGCAAUAAAUGUUCUGUUUAUGAAGGCUUUAAUGUAACAUUUUUGUUGAGAUUGUGUCAGGAAGACAUUGAUUGAACUGUGGUUAUUUAUUCUGGUGGUGUUUAAUUGGAUCACAUUGUAAGGGUGUUAAAGUUAUUGUGUCCAUCCUCUGUAGUGCUGCUAUUCAGCAAAGAACACAGGAGUAUUUUAUAGGAAUCAUGUUGAGUCGCUGCUGUUUAAUGGCAACAAAUGGAAGCUUUGACAUCAAAUGAAAGCAAGGGAUUCCUCACAUCUUUCGGGACACUUCUACAUCUGAAAAGAAUAAUCACAAACGUUGUACCAGUAAGGGAAUGAAAUAAAAAAUCUACAGCGCUCAGCCCAUCAUUUAAUGCUUUAUGAUAAUGAUUUCACCAUAUUCCUUCUGGUGUAUAUAUUAUAAACAGAUGGCACCCCUCUGUCAUUUUAUUCCUCUGUUUAUGACCGUCUUUUGUUUCACAUUUUUAUCACAUUUUUUUGAUGUAAAUAAUUUUAGUCCCAACUACCUACGGUUUGCAAAGGAAAAAAAACAUUGAGAAUGGAGACACAAAUGUGAAAUACCUGGUUAUUGAAACUGUAUAUUAUAUAUAUGAAAAAAAAUGUCUGAGGUAUUAAUAAAUUGACAAAAAAAACUGU
Seriola aureovittata is the source of this 2204-nucleotide messenger RNA. RefSeq names its product ring finger protein 115a (gene rnf115a). Bases 80 to 1027 code for a protein of 315 amino acids. Gene Ontology annotation, cellular component: cytoplasm; nucleoplasm. NCBI's taxonomy places the organism in Eukaryota, Metazoa, Chordata, Actinopteri, Carangiformes, Carangidae. Gene Ontology annotation, molecular function: ubiquitin protein ligase activity. The record is from RefSeq and is a predicted model, not a curated record. Gene Ontology annotation, biological process: protein ubiquitination; ubiquitin-dependent protein catabolic process; positive regulation of DNA-templated transcription. The transcript has 9 exons.